Molecule: messenger RNA, 3254 nt
Organism: Phacochoerus africanus (Common warthog)
Lineage: Eukaryota; Metazoa; Chordata; Mammalia; Artiodactyla; Suidae
Gene: MED15
Product: mediator complex subunit 15
Exons: 16
Coding region: 532-2493 (653 amino acids)
Biological process (GO): regulation of DNA-templated transcription
Molecular function (GO): transcription coregulator activity
Source: RefSeq, a predicted model, not a curated record
AGAAUACCCGGGAGUGAGUGUCCUUGGUUACAAAAAGGACAAUCAGUGGAAGGCCGGUGCUGCUGGGCAGUACCAGAAACCCGGCAGCUGGAACCAAGAGGGCCCUGGGCAGCAGCCUUCACCUGCCUCCACUGAGAGGCGCCAUGCCUUCUCCUUGGCCUGUGCAGCACAUUAAUGCAGAUCAACACAGAGUUUCGAAAAGCAUAGCCAGGGCGCACGUCCAGAUUCGCAGGCAAGUGCGACGUCAGCAGUGAGAAAGCAACAGGCCAGUAUUAAAAGCGAAAGUACUUUGGUACAAAUAGAGCAAAAACAAAAGGGGCUCGCGCAGGCCUUCUUCUGAGACGCUGUGUGACCUGGGGCCGGUCCCACGGCCCCCCUUGAGGAAAGAGGGUGCCUGAGCCACUUUCCAACUGGCCAGGGAGAGAAGCAGCUUCCAGUGUCUCGGACGAAUACCUUUCCCUGGUGGCCAGGCUCAUUAUCCAUUUCCGAGACAUCCAUAACAAGAAAUCUCAAGCAUCUGGCAGUGACCCUAUGAAUGCGCUACAGAGCCUGACCAGCGGGCCUGCUGCAGGAGCGACUGGAAUUGGCAUACCUUCUCGGGGCCCAGGACAGCCCCUGGGUGGUAUGAGUGGCCUGGGGGCCAUGGGGCAGCCGAUGCCGCUCUCAGGGCAGCCACCUCCCGGCACUUCAGGGAUGGCCCCCCACAGCAUGGCCGUCGUGUCCACAGCAGCCCCACAGACCCAGCUGCAGCUCCAGCAGGCGGCACUACAGCAGCAGCAGCAACAGUUCCAGCAGCAAGUGGCGCUACAGCAGCAGCAGCAGCAGCUCCAAGCACAGCAGAGUGCCAUGCAGCAACAGUUCCAGGUAGCUGUGCAGCAGCAGCAGCAGCAACUGCAGCAGCAGCAGCAGCAGCAGCAGCACCUGAUCAAGUUGCACCACCAGAACCAGCAGCAGAUGCAGCAGCAGCAGCAACUUCAGCGAAUGGCACAGUUGCAGCUUCAACAACAACAACAGCAGCAGCAGCAGGCUCUGCAGGCUCAGCCACCAAUGCAGCAGCCACCCAUGCAGCAGCCACAGCCCCCCCCUUCUCAGGCCCUGCCCCAGCAGCUGCAGCAAUUGCAUCACCCACAGCACCACCAGCCGCCACCGCAGCCGCAGCCACCAGUUGCACAGAACCAACCAUCACAGCUCCCACCUCAGUCACAGACACAGCCUCUGGUGUCGCAGGCUGCAACCCUCCCGGGACAGAUGCUGUAUGCACAGCCCCAGCUGAAACUUGUCCGAGCUCCGAUGGUGGUGCAGCAGCCGCAGGUGCAGCCCCAGGUGCAGCCCCAGGUGCAGCCGCAGACAGCAGUGCCGACAGCUCAGGCCUCCCAGAUAGUGGGUUCCGGAGUCCAGGUCAGCCAGAGCAGCCUCACCAUGCUGUCCUCGCCGUCACCGGGCCAGCAGGUGCAGACCCCCCAGUCGAUGCCCCCUCCGCCCCAGCCGUCCCCGCAGCCCGGCCCGCCUAGCUCGCAGCCCAACUCCAAUGUCAGCUCCGGCCCCACCCCGUCCCCCAGUAGCUUCCUGCCCAGCCCCUCACCGCAGCCCUCCCAGAGUCCAGUGACGGCGCGCACCCCUCAGAACUUCAGCGUCCCCUCCCCGGGACCUCUGAACACCCCCGUGAACCCCAGCUCCGUCAUGAGCCCUGCAGGCUCCAGCCAGGCUGAGGAGCAGCAGUACCUGGACAAGCUGAAGCAGCUGUCCAAGUACAUUGAGCCGCUGCGCCGCAUGAUCAACAAGAUCGACAAGAACGAAGACAGGAAAAAGGAUCUGAGUAAGAUGAAGAGCCUUCUGGACAUCCUGACAGACCCCUCCAAGCGGUGCCCCCUGAAAACGCUGCAGAAGUGUGAGAUCGCCCUGGAGAAACUCAAGAACGACAUGGCGGUGCCCACACCCCCUCCACCCCCGGUGCCACCAACCAAGCAGCAGUAUCUGUGCCAGCCGCUCCUGGACGCUGUCCUGGCCAACAUCCGCUCGCCUGUCUUCAACCAUUCCCUGUACCGCACGUUUGUGCCGGCCAUGACGGCCAUCCACGGGCCACCCAUCACGGCCCCUAUGGUGUGUGCCCGGAAGCGCAGGUUUGAGGAGGAUGAACGGCAGAGCAUCCCCAAUGUGCUCCAGGGCGAAGUGGCACGGCUAGAUCCUAAGUUCCUGGUGAACUUGGACCCUUCUCACUGCAGUAACAACGGCACUGUCCACCUGAUAUGCAAGCUGGAUGACAAGGACCUCCCCAGCGUGCCACCACUGGAGCUCAGCGUGCCCGCCGACUACCCCGCCCAGAGCCCACUAUGGAUCGACCGGCAGUGGCAGUACGAUGCCAACCCUUUCCUGCAGUCAGUGCACAGAUGCAUGACCUCCCGGCUGCUGCAGCUCCCGGACAAGCACUCGGUCACAGCCCUGCUCAACACCUGGGCCCAGAGUAUCCACCAGGCCUGCCUCUCAGCCGCCUAACCACCCUGGCUGCUCUGCCCACCCUCUAGGGACCACGGGGUGGCCAGGAGCCUUCUUGGGCUCUGUGUCGGACAUUUCUAGAUGCUGGCUUCCUUAGAAAGCCUGGGCUUAGGUUAGCUUUCCUGCUUUUAUCUUCUGCCUUGGGGACCUGCCAAAUAUUUCCCACACUUGGGUAGGACCGGGACGGGCAGCUGCUUCCUCAGGAGCAGGACACUCCCCAGCCAACCUGCUGUCCCCACAGCUUCUGCAGGGCCACGUCCUCCCUCAGUAGCCAUGGAGACUCAGGGUCUUAUUUGAGCCUCUCGUGUAUGUGCCAGGAAACUUACUGUUUCUGUAGGGGACCGUGCAGAAGGUAGGACACCCUUAAAACACGCAGAAUUCUCCAAUCAGUUUGGGGACCGCUGGCAUGUGGGGCAUGCCACAGGGAAGCUCUCUGGCCUGGGGGUGUGGGCAGCGGAUCCACUGCCUUUGGCCGGGCCUCAUACCUCAUGGCAUUCUCCUUCUGGCCCUGGGGACCUGCUCCACCGUGGGGGUGCCUGGGGAGCAGGGGUGUCAGGGCAGAUCCUGUUCCUGGCUUCGUGCCCACUGGUUAGGCGCUUGGGCCCAUGCUUGCGUCAGGACGUCGUCCUCGGGACCCAGCGCCUUACCGACUCCUGACAGGGUGUCACCAGCCGGCCCUCUGGCAGUGAGAGGUCCCCCCUUUUGUAUGUGCAUUAUUGUGUCUUCUGUGGUUCUUAUAAUAAAUUUAUUAUUCCUGUGUU